AUGAAAGUGUUCGCCUUGACUUUGGUGGCUGCUUUAACUUUUAGUGGUUGCUGUGCAGUGGAAUUGAAAAAAAAUGCCACCGAAGAUGAACUAAGAAAAGAGUCAGCAUCGAAAGGAGACAAAGAACUGCAUAAACGUGGCGUUUUUCACUAUGGUACCCUAGCUGCCCACACCAACCCGUGGCCUAGGUCCUAUGCAGCACAUUAUGGCUAUGGCGGUGUACAUCUACCCGCAUUUUCAACCUUUUCUCCCUCUGCUUUAUCUGCAGCUCAUAUUGCUGUUCCUGGGGCAUUAAAAUAUAAUACAGCUGUUCACUACAAAGCAUUGUCAUCUCCGUUUUCACCAGCCGGUGUGACAGGUUUAAACUCAGUCGCCACACCAUUCGUCAUCAGACCAGGAGGUGCGGUUGUUCAGUCGUAUAGUGUCAAUUACCCACACCACAGGCCAAAUGUUGCAAUUAAAACGUUUCCAGCCUCUCCAGUAACACCUGUGCAUGUCUAUCAAGGUGUAUUUCCCGCUGCACAAUCGUUCGAAACUGUCCAACCAGCACCUGUUCAACCGGUACAACCAGUACCGAUACAACCAGCACAUUCAGUUGUGCAAGUACAACAUGUAAAACCUAUUUUAAGUUAUGAUCAGUCUACCCAACAAUUGCCGACAUUUUUCCAAACUUCAUUUGUGCACCCGGCACCGACGAGUGUACCUUUGCCCCUUGCACCGCACGUACCAGCCUUGGCUCCGGCCCAGCCAGCAUUCUCAGCAAUACCGUCCUUCGCACCCAAUUUCCCUGCUGUUACCACCUCCACAGUCUCAAACAGCUUGUUUCCCGUCAAUGUGCAACCUCCUCUUCCCCAGCAACCGACAACCUUUGUAACAGCUCAAGUUCCCACACUUGUCCCUGUUCCUGGAACACCCAACCAAAACAGACCCGAUUUUGGAAGCGCCGAAGCAGCACCUCAAAUACCAAGCCAACCUACUCCCGAGCCUCAUUUUAAUUCCGAACUCCCUGCGCAGCAGCCAACACAACAGCCAUGGAAGCCUGUUUUGUAUCUGCCCCCUAAUGUAGGAAGUGAAGUCCAUCGUCCGUCUAACACACUCUUGCCUCCCUAUGGAAGCUCACCAGCCGAAGGCUACUUGCCACCAGCCCCAUCGUCGUCUAAUCAUAAGCAGCUCAACGAAGAGUUACAAUUAAAUCGCCACUUUUUUGAUAAUCUUUCUGAUGCCGACAUUCAACACAUAUUUCAUCAGGCCAAUUUAGCUGCUCAAAGUGAAAACGGUCACACGCAUGACCACGCCCACACCGUCCAUACGUACCAUUCCCACUACUAG
Stomoxys calcitrans (stable fly) is the source of this 1329-nucleotide messenger RNA. RefSeq names its product endosialin-like. Lineage: Eukaryota; Metazoa; Arthropoda; Insecta; Diptera; Muscidae. The record is from RefSeq and is a predicted model, not a curated record. The transcript is spliced from 2 exons. The coding region runs from base 1 to 1329 and encodes 442 amino acids.